CUGCUCUAUCCCAUACCCCGUUUCCUGUUUUAUUUGCCUGCCGCCGAGUGGAACUUCCUUUCCUUUGAAAGGAGGUUGUUCUGAAAGUAGCUUUACAAAAGAAUAAAUCUUUGGAUUCUUGAGAUACACGAGGUCUCUGCUAACCGUUUAGAAUUUCAAAAUGACUAAAAAGAGACAACAUCAAGAAGAUUUUCAUAAACUCAAAUUAAAAGUUGGGAAAAAGAAGUCUCGACUAGAAAAUACAACUGACACAAAUUUCAGAACAAAGACUAUACAUCUUCCUGAGCAGCUGCAACAGGGUAGUAUACUUCCAACAAAUAAUAGGAAGCUUAAUAUAAAGGAUCUGCUUUCACAGAUGAAUCACUAUAGUGCAGGAGUUAAACAAAGUGCACUUUUUGGACUCAAAGAUCUACUGUCUCAGUAUCCAUUCAUAAUGGAUGCUCACUUUUCAAAUAUACUGAGUGAGUUAGCAGCUGUGUUUACAGACAAGGAUUCUAGUGUGCGAAAAGCAGCAGUUUGCCUUCUUCAGUUCCUGGCUCCCAAAAUACGAGCUGAGCAUAUCUCUCCAUUCUUCCCUUUAAUGAGUGCUCAUCUUUCUAGUGCCAUGACUCACAUCAGUGAAGAAAUUCAGGAAGAUUCUUUGAAGAUAUUGGAUAUUUUUUUGAAGGAAUACCCUACUCUCCUGAAGGAUCACAGUAGUGUAUUACUGAAUAACUUUGUGGAACUUAUUUCUCAUCAGCAACUGUCAACACAGCAGAAAACUAGAAAUAAAAUGAGUUGGAUGAUUUCUGUUCAUCCUAAUCGCAGAAUGAUGUCUCAACAAUGGAGGGUGAAUGUUCUAGUUAGACUUCAAAAAUUCCUCCAGAUCUUGGUAGAAGAUUCUAGUGUACUAAAAAUUGACAGUGAGGGGCAAAAAGAGCGAACUCAUAAUGUCGGAAUUCAGAAGUCCGUAUGUGUUAAUUGGCAAGAACAUGUCACCGGUCAACAGCACAUCCAGUUGUAUGAAAAUAGUGACUUAUAUCCCAAAAUUAAUUCAUUGUUUACACUAAGGUCUUUAAGCAUGACAAGUAGUGAUGAAAAAGGUCUGACAUCCAUGAACAAUUUAAAAGGUUUCAUUCGAGUAAUAAUACCAUUACUGCUUGAUUGUUGGGUUGAAGCCUCUCCUAUACCACUUGCAACUCCAGUUCUUGGAAAUAUUCUGGAACCUGGAUCUCAGCAAAUUAUGGAGGCAGUACUUGGUAUCAUUCAUUUACUGUGGAAAUUUGGAAGACAAAACAAAGAUCCAUAUGAAAUGGAAAUAUGGCUUCGCGCAAAUUACCUGAUCGAUUUCAAGCAUCAUUUUAUGUGUUGUUUUCCUUACUCUUUCCAAGAAACAAUCAAACAGAGAAAGAAAGAUCAUUUGAAAAGGCUGCUGGAUGUGAAUCAACUUAGCACGUUGCAGAGUAAUACAACUAAUGGGCCGAUUAUGAGCUCGAGAAGCCGGGUGCAGAGACAGGUAGCUAUAUAGGCAAGCUUUCUAAUC
Crotalus tigris (Tiger rattlesnake) is the source of this 1522-nucleotide messenger RNA. RefSeq names its product testis-expressed protein 10 homolog. The transcript has 6 exons. Gene Ontology annotation, cellular component: nucleus; MLL1 complex. Lineage: Eukaryota; Metazoa; Chordata; Lepidosauria; Squamata; Viperidae. The record is from RefSeq and is a predicted model, not a curated record. The coding region runs from base 161 to 1507 and encodes 448 amino acids.